UGAAGAUCUCGAGCUUAUCACUUCAUCUAGUGAUAAUAUAGGAGAUGCAGUUAGUAUAUUGAUGGAAUCAAUCCAGAAAGACCUUAAAGAGGUACCUUCCUUGCCACCCAAUUGCAGCAUAUUCCGAGUUCCCACGCCUCUGCGCAAAGUAAAACCAGAAGCCUACACACCUCGCAUGGUCUCCAUCGGCCCUUUUCACCGUUCCGAGAAACACUUACAGCCCAUGGAAGCACAAAAGUUGCGAUACCUAAAUGAUUUUCUCGGCCGGGAAUGUCAGGUGGCAACCUUGAUCGAUUAUGUUAAGGCUAUGACUGGAUUGGAAAAUAGAACUCGGCGAUGUUACGCAGAAAUCAUCCAAUUCAAAUCUGAAUUUGAAUUUGUGAAAAUGAUGCUAAUUGAUGGCUGCUUCAUUCUUGAACUCAUCCUUAGAACUAAUUUACAAAAGAAUGAGCCCAGACACCUUGAUGAUCCGAUAUUGAAUGCGACAUGGAUGUCUUAUAUUAUAAAAUGUGACCUAAUUCUACUUGAAAAUCAAAUUCCCUUCUUUGUUCUUGAACAUCUAUAUGACCUAUUCACAGGGAAUUCUUAUUCUAAUGGACUUGGUCCUUUCACCUCCAUUGCCCGUCUAUUCUUCCAAGAUUUUGUUCCACAACCUCAAACCAUUAACCCCAAAAGUUCUCGAUUUCGACGGAUUUUUGAAGUAGCAAAGAAUGUCUCUGAUUUUGUUUCAGUUACAAGGAGAUUGGGGAAAAAAGAAGUAGGGGUAGACAUAGACACACCAUUACUCAAUUCAGUGGAAGAACCUGAAGAAAACUCUCAAGCAAAGCAUUUGCUUGAUUUUGUAAGAGAUUUGCUGCUCCAAUCAUCUUCAAGAAGGCCGCAAAAUCCAGGUGAAUUUAAACAUACCCUUACUGCAACAGAGCUUAAUGAGGCUAGCAUCAAGUUUGAGAAAGGGCCAAAGACAUGUUUGUUAGACAUAACAUUCUCCAAUGGAGUAAUGAAAAUUCCAACCAUGAAAAUUGAGGAUUGGACAGAGCCUCUACUUAGAAAUCUCAUCGCCUUUGAACAGUCUAGGGACAGCUAUGAUAAUUAUAUCACAGCUUAUGCCGCUUUCAUCGAUGGACUUAUCGAUUCUCCAAAGGAUGUUGAGUUGCUUCAGAAGAAGGGAAUUAUUGAGAUCUUGCUUGGAGACCCAAAAGAUGUGGUUGAGUUGUUUAAUAGUCUUCUCAAAGAGGUUUCUCCUACUGUAAUUGAUGGUAAUUUUUAUUUCUCUGGUGUUUGCCAUGAAGUGGAGAAAUAUUACAAGAUCCCAGUGCACAAGUGGAAGGCAAGUUUGAUGCUCAACUAUUGUAACUCUCCUUGGGCAUUCAUUUCAGUCCUUGCUGCAGUAUUUCUCCUCAUUUUGACCAUAAUACAAACCAUUUGUUCACUCCUACUACUGACAUGAAGUCAGUAUCUGUCAUGAAAGCUGAGGCUUUUCAAAGAUGGGAUUCUG
Messenger RNA from Telopea speciosissima, 1495 nucleotides. RefSeq names its product UPF0481 protein At3g47200-like. NCBI's taxonomy places the organism in Eukaryota, Viridiplantae, Streptophyta, Magnoliopsida, Proteales, Proteaceae. The record is from RefSeq and is a predicted model, not a curated record. The coding region runs from base 62 to 1447 and encodes 461 amino acids. The transcript has a single exon.